Messenger RNA from Magnolia sinica, 333 nucleotides. RefSeq names its product ethylene-responsive transcription factor 3-like. The transcript has a single exon. NCBI's taxonomy places the organism in Eukaryota, Viridiplantae, Streptophyta, Magnoliopsida, Magnoliales, Magnoliaceae. The coding region runs from base 1 to 333 and encodes 110 amino acids. The record is from RefSeq and is a predicted model, not a curated record.
AUGAGUGUGAAUUUAGACAAGAAUCAAUUUCCCAAUCUACCCUUCCCGUCCUUUUCCGAAUCUACCCUUCCAUCCUCACCCUCGCCCCAUCAGCGGCCCACCAGCAGAAGCCACAACAGCACCGUUGAAUCCUUCAGCGGCCCAAAGCUCUCAACCCUACCACCUCCCGACGACUACAGGAGCGACUGCGGAUCUUCGUCAUCCGUCGUUGACAACGAUGACCAUGGCGACAUGGCUUUAUCGUCGUUCCGUAAACCCCUGCCGUUCGAUCUCAACUUCCCUCCUGCGGCCGACGACACCGACGAUUUCCAGUGCACGGCUCUGUGCCUUUGA